Molecule: messenger RNA, 3836 nt
Organism: Physella acuta
Lineage: Eukaryota; Metazoa; Mollusca; Gastropoda; Physidae
Product: actin-binding protein WASF2
Biological process (GO): actin cytoskeleton organization; positive regulation of Arp2/3 complex-mediated actin nucleation
Cellular component (GO): cytoskeleton; SCAR complex
Molecular function (GO): Arp2/3 complex binding; protein kinase A regulatory subunit binding
Source: RefSeq, a predicted model, not a curated record
AUCGAGAUUGUCGCCAUUUUAUUAGGGACUUCCUAUUUCACUCGACCUAGUUGUUUAUUUACAUUCCCUGCAAAAUGAAACUUUCCUACGAUACAUUCGGUUAAAAGAAAACAAACAAACACAGGGCCAUGCCACACAUCAAGCGGCUCAUUGAGCCGGUACUGGUCAGCCGCAAGCCACUUGACCUUGAUGUCCGUGAUGACCUUGAAUGUACGACCAACAACACAUUAGCCAAUGUGAUCAGGGAGCUGAGUUCACUGAGCAGGAACGCUGAAGAUCUGUUUAGAGAACUCUCCAAAGAAACAUUAGAUGUUUUCAAUCGUGGCAGGAAUCUGAUGAACAGGAUAGAGGAUGUCAGGGAGAAAGUUACUCAGCUCAAUCCUAAUGUGGAUGUCUUGAAUCUCCAGGACAUUCACUUACAGAAACCUUUCAAAAGUUCCAACAAGAAGGAGCAGCAAGUGCUGUCUAAAACAACAGUGCCACGGGCCAUACUUGAAGUGUAUGAACGAUGUGAUGCUCCCCCAGCCCUGGACAAACUGGACAAGUUUAGGGAGGAUGGCAAAAGCAGCAUGAAGUUCUACACAGACCCCAGCUACUUUGCUGAGCUGUGGGCUAUUGAAAUGGGGAAACAGAUUCAAGAAAAUAAAAAAUUACAUGAACAACGAAGGAAAAGAAAUGAAAGAACACAAGAAAAGAGGGCACCUCACAUUAAGGAGGCUAAGGCUAAUAUCAGAGAGAAACAUAAAAAAAUGCAAGAUGGUAUUGAACUCUCAGAUUACCAGAGCCCACAAGCACUGAAACAGUUGACUGGAAUAAGUCACACUGAUGUGGCUGAUCAAAGACAAGCAGAGCUGGAUCGUAUGAGAGCACAAGAGGAACAACAGAGAAAGCUCCAUGAGCAGCAACUGGCAGACCAGAAACAGGCAGACCAGAGGAGGCAUCAGGAACAGCAGCGCUUACAGCACCAACAGUCACAGCAACUCAAAUACGGUCAAACACAGCAUAUAUCUAACUACGAUCCAGCUCAGAACCACCCAGUUCAUCCCAGCAGCAUGGUGAUGGAUCGUAGCUCUGUUCCCAUUCAGUAUCCUCCGCAACCUGAGUUACUGCCACAGGUAUCAAAGUACUCACCCGGCAAGAUACCUAAUGGCGCGACUGGUGGUAAAAAACCAGCACAGGGUCCACAUAGGCCGAUGGGUCCACCUCCAUCUCCACCCCCACCUCCCAUUCAUACGAGAGACAGUUUGCCACCUCCACCAUCACCACCCCCAGUGAAUGAGAUGGACCCCAUGCCUCCUUAUAUAAGUACACCACCAUUCAACAACCGAACAAUGCAAGGGGGUGGAUCAUCCAUAAUAAUUGGACCUGCAAGAACAGCAUUACCCACUCCUCCACCAUCACCAACACGUACGCAAGCGUAUCCUGGUUCUUCCGGUGGUCCAGCAUUCAUGCCACCUCCAUCACCACCUCCACCACCCUUAAUGCCCAAUCAAUUUCCACCCCCGCCACCGCCGCCCCCUCCACCACCCCCACCUCCCCCUCCUCCAGUAAGUACUAUAAAUGGAAGCAUUAAUUCUGAUUCAUCAACCAACUCUACGGGCCUGCCUGCCAAUGUGGAUAAGCCUCAACCUGGUGGUGAUAGAAGUGCAUUGAUGAUGGAAAUCAUUCAAGUUGAUAGAAACAAGAGGCUACGCAAAGUAGAAGAAAGAACACAUAAAAAACAAGCGCCAACGGCUCCAGGUGCUUUGGAUGUCCAGGCUUUGAUGGACAAGGCUAUUGAAAUGAGGCGCAAAGUGAUAGAGAUAAGUGAUAGCGGUGGGGAAGAGAGUGACAGUGGAAACGACUGGGGUGAUUCUGAUUAAUGGACUCAAGUUGGUUUUUCUUUAGCAACACUACACUGUACUUCUCCACAGAAAAUGUUUUCAGUUUUUAAAAGUGAUUUUCUUUCUUCUGAUGUUCUCAGGAAUCAAACACACUCUCUCUUACCCAAUUAGCUAGGAGUCUCCAGAUACCUAUGAAACAAAUUGACUGUUAUAUUCCCCCUAAAUUAAGGCUCGGAGUUGAUGUAAUGAAUCUGCUAGUUGAACUAGAGAUGUUAAUUUAUACACAUUGUUUUUGUUUCAUACAUUAGCUGUGUAAUAAGAGCCGAUUUUGUUAAGAGUGAUGCAUGUAAUAAUUUUAUGAAGUGUUAAUUAUUUUAAAAAAAAUUAUGACAGAAUUUAAUUUUUUUUUGUAAAAUUGAAAAAAAAAGAAAAUUUACAAAUGAGCAACAAACUUUGAUGUGUAUAUAAAUUUUGUAAAUUUAUCACUGUGGUACUGAGGUCCAGCUUUUGUGAAUUAGUUCAGAGCUGCAAGAGUUUAAGAGAAUCCCAUAUUGCAAAUGUACUGUUUUUGUCGUAGCCAAGACUCAUCACAAUAUCUUCCUUUCGAGAGGUCUUAAAUUAAUACACUGACUCUUACAAUAAUCAAUGCAGCUCUUAAGAGAGUGAGUGUAUAUUCUAGACUUGCAAUCUUGUACUGAUUUUACAUACUACCCACUCUAUUUAGUCAUUCUAUAAUCAGUUACCCCUAUUCUUUACACAUUUUGAAUUUAUUUAAACCCUAUGUACCUGUACAGCCUACCUAAGAGAAGAUAACCGAACAAAUGGGUUAACUCCCAUUUACUUCAUUACUACUGUGUUAGAGAUUUUGAUGCUGUCAUACAAGAUUGAGCUAUGUUAUGUAGAAGGUUUACUUUUGUAUAUCAAAAUCAACUAGAGAUUUUUAAUAGGUUUUAAUAUUUAUAACUUAAUUAAAUAGUUUUUGUAAGAUUUUCCUGAAAAUAGCGUAAUUAACCAUGUUUGCUUAACAUCUUUUAAAUCUCUUUUUUUUUAUGAUUAUUGAACUGUUGAUGUCAGAUUUUAACCCAAAACUUUGUCUUAACAAAUUUUCUUAUCUAAAAGUUGUUUGUGAUUUUAAACAUAAUUUUCUUUUUUUUUGCCACCUCAAUAUUCUCAUUUUUUUUAAACGACUGCUACUAUGAUAAGUUAUAUUAACAAAUUAAAAUAUUAGAUGCACAGGAUUAUUAUUCAAAGUGUAUAUUCUUUGUUGUUUAACUUUACACUUGUGUGUGCUGCAAGAGUGUUUGUGAUCUUUUGAUACUGUCAUUUGUUGGGCCAUAGAACUUCUACCACUCUGCGUCAUUCUGAUCUAUUUCUUAUGUUGCUCCUCACAAGAAUCAGAUAGCUGCCAUAUACACUCAAAUGGCUUGAACUAAUGUUAAUGAUUUCAAAGUGCAUGAUGGAUGAUGGGAUUUGUAAACAGGAAACAGGUUCAUGCGUUGCAUAAUAAAGUUGCAGGUGUAACCACCUGGUCCUGUUGUAUGCCUGUCAGCUAGACGCACACUAAAAUAAGUUGUUUUAAAAUGUGACCCUCAAUAAAUCCUAGAUUUGAUGAACAGACUUGUGUGUGUAAACUCAUCAUUGACUUUAGACAGGUUCACUGACUUGUGUCAUCAUUAUGUAAGGGCUCGUUCACUUCGACUGUGUAAUACCAUAUCAAUCAGAUCAAAGAAACACAUCAGCUCACAAAGACGCUAGACAGUACCUUCACUCUUAAAGUCACACGUGACUACUGUUGACACUGGAGCUUGCUCUGAUUUACCCUGAGGUCUUUUUAUGUCAACAAUCAAGGUGUUCAGCUACCAGAGCUUCAAGAACCUAACAAAGAUUUAUGUCCUUUAUAACAUUAUUUGUGUCAAAUGUGGUGUCAAUAUUUGCUCUCAGCCUGAAUGACUAUCUUUGUAAAUGAAAAAUGGGUGACUUUCUUAAAAACUUAUUUUUGUUUGUUUAUAUAUA